Messenger RNA from Fonsecaea erecta, 705 nucleotides. RefSeq lists its product as hypothetical. The record is from RefSeq and is a predicted model, not a curated record. The transcript is spliced from 3 exons. Lineage: Eukaryota; Fungi; Ascomycota; Eurotiomycetes; Chaetothyriales; Herpotrichiellaceae. The coding region runs from base 1 to 705 and encodes 234 amino acids. Gene Ontology annotation, molecular function: transcription cis-regulatory region binding; DNA-binding transcription activator activity, RNA polymerase II-specific. Gene Ontology annotation, cellular component: RNA polymerase II transcription regulator complex.
AUGGCUUUUGAUGGUGAAUGGUUCGCAGAGACAGAAGUAUGCUCCUCAUUAUUCGCUCUAGGAGAGGAGGCGGCGGCAUUCGACCCCGGGCAUAUGGAUUUCCGCCUCUAUGACUUUUCAACACCAAUGUCUCUCCCAUGUGUAACCGAAGCAGGCACUACAGCAAUCUAUGAGACAGGGAGUAGUGGUUCCUACGGCGGCAGCCCCACAGAGGCUGAGAAUAAACUGUCGAAGCCACGGAGACGGAAAGCACGCAUGAAUGAGGUCGAUGAAGAGACGCAAUCGCGUCGUCGAGCGCAGAAUAGAGAGUCCCAGCAAGCGUACCGGCAUCGCAAGGAGGACUAUAUCCACAAGCUCCAGAAGGAAAUCGUAGACCUGCACCUGCGACACCGCGACCUGUGGCAGUCGUACUACUCGCAGGACCGGAGAUUGAGCCUGCUCCGGGAAGUGGCUGCCGACCUUACCAUGGAGGUUAACGUACUGCGAACACGACAGUCACAAAAUCAGCCACCGGAGAAGCAACUAACACUAGAUCCACCAGCCUAUCUGGGUGAUAAAGCCGACGGUCCUACUAGCACUACUACUAUGUCCGAUGACUCCAUCUACCCAACGUGUGCCUCAACCUAUCUCGAGAGCGAUAGUGCCGCAUUUCCAUCUCUGGGCCAGGGUCUGCAAGACUGGCUCCCCGGAUCAGCACCCCCGUAA